AUGCCAACUAAUACUGCAACAAUUGAUGACUAUGAACCAUUUAUAGAGGAUUACUCACUUUAUGUUGAUUAUGAUGCUGAGUUUAAUGUUCAAACUUCAGUUGAACAACAACCAGAAGUGGAUUAUCUAGAGAUUAUGGUGAGUGAUGAUAGUGGAGAGCCAUUCUAUUAUGAGAGUGGCCAUGGUUCUGAGGAUAGUAGAGAUGAUUAUGAUGACAAUGAGUAUAAUGUGGAUGAGUCUAACAUACAAUUUGAUGUAGAUGUAGACAUGAGUGAAUUCCAUAAUGUGGUUGAUGUAGAUGAACAUGGAAUCUUGAACAAUCAUUCAAAAGAUGAAUGGAAUGACAUGGUUGAUGAUGAUUUGGAAGUUAUUGCCACUGAUGAUUAUCAAUUUGCGGGAUUUUCAUGA
Molecule: messenger RNA, 408 nt
Organism: Lactuca saligna
Lineage: Eukaryota; Viridiplantae; Streptophyta; Magnoliopsida; Asterales; Asteraceae
Source: the annotation of a GenBank genome assembly